GGAAGUGCUGAAGUUUGGCAGAGUUGCUGCUCUGUGUGGCUCAGGAUGUGCUGCAGGUAGUUUUGGUGCAGUGUCUCCAUCCCAGCCUCAUUGAGAGAAUAUGGCUAUGAGUUACCAAAACCUCUUUUCAUUAGAAUCUGAAGAAUUUGAUGAUGAGGACUUUGUUUCUGUUUUGGAGGAUGCAGAGAGCAAAACCCCCACCUUUGUGCCCCCUAACAUCAAACUUCUAAGACCCAUCUCUCAUAAUGCCGGUCAGGCCCUUGAGAACCCUCACGGCGGUGGGCUUCAACCUUGCUCCUCUACUCACACUGCGUCGCCUGUUGCUCAGGAUGUUGAUGAUGAAGAACUGUUGUCUAUGUGCAGUGAGUUGGAGGAGGUAAGAGCAGAACCUGGACAGCUUUCACAAUCUAGGAGUUUCACGGAGAUGCCUGUUGGUGUGUCUAAGCAAAACUCUUUUUCAAAUGUCUCCUCUACCAACCAAUGGUGUCCAAAUGAAAAUACACACUUCCAGAGUCCACGACCAUGUUUGCGGGAUAUACCUGGGGCUCAGCCUGGCAUGGUUAAAAGUUUCAAUAUUCAUACCAGUUCCCCGCAUAUUCUACAGGAGCAUUGUGUUGGGGGAAGAUUUGGACAAAGUGUACACACUUCUUCAGUGGAACCCUCAGCUAAGAGACCCUGUUUUAGGAUCAUCCCAGAGACCUCAGCAAAAGGCCCAGCUCCAGCUGUUACCCAUUCUUCGCCACACCUGCAAAUGCAGCUAUCUGAGCAACACAGGAAUCGUAAGGUUCUAACUGGCUGCACGUUACUAAAUGUUAAUGGCCAGGCUGGUCAGCAUGUCACUCCAAUUAAGCAUGUACAUGGAACACCCCAAAUGUCAAGGACAAUGUUUUCCUCUCCAAAUGUGACCACACCGAACUCUCUGCAGACACCCUUAGUCACCAAUCACUUGGUGCAGUUGGUGACAGCAGCUAAUCAGACUUCACGGAGGUUAUCUUGGGAGACUGCUUCCCCAAAGGAGAGAAAGUUCCCUGGUCCUGCAGGUCUUCUCCCACAACAGGCCAGUGGCCACAUGUUGGAAGAGAUCAUGGUGUCUGCUCCUCACACACCAAACCACGGAGCAAGAUCGAAGCUCUGCAGCAAGGAAGAGGUGACGUCCCAACAGCCAGUGGAAGAGGAUUUUAUUAAAGGUCCGUGGGCGACCAUGAAAGCGGAAUUGGCUGUGGAUGAGAAUGAUCCCAACUGCUUCCUGCGGACGUACAGUGUGAUCAUGGUGUUGCGGAAGGCAGCCCUGAAGCAGCUCCAAAAAAACAAGGUUCCCCGAAUGGCAGUGACUCUUAAAUCCCUGACCCCAGCUAACGGAGACGCAAGCGCAGUAUUCAGAGACCCCACAGGAGACAUUCAAGGAACAAUUCAUCACAUGCUGCUGGAGGAGCGGGAGAGUGAGUUAAAGAUUGGCAGCGUGCUUCUCUUACAACAGGUUGGUGUCUUUUCUCCAUCUCAUCGUAACCACUAUCUCAAUGUGACCCCCAGCAACAUUGUGAAAAUCUACCCUCCGGGUCAGGAAGGCGGCUAUACGAGGCUUACAGUACCACCAGCGUCUGAUGGCAAGAUUGAUGUAAACUCUAACAGAACCCCAUCACGACCUCAGCCAUCUUCAAGCACAACACUGAAUAAAGCUCCCCAAAUAUCCGCCCCUGAAGACUGGGGAGAGGAUGACCUUGAUGCUCUCUUAUGGGACAUGUCUGAAGAUCCAGGGGACUGACAUCUCUAGACCAACUCAUCCUUAAACCCUGACUGCAACAACGGGAUCUGUUACUCUUUCUAAGACUCUCCCAGCUGGAGAAGAGGUUACUUUAGGAUCUUCCAAAUAUCAGAUGCUAACCUUCCCCCACCUGCUGCAGAGUCCGUGCUGGAUUGGGUUUUCUCUAAAUGAUGGCAAUUGGGUUUGAAAUAUUGGGUCAUCAGAACCAGACAAUAUUGCUGCAGUUUGUGAAAGCCGACUUCAGGCCAUUUGGUGAAGAUUGGGAUGGAUUUAAAGGACAGCAUUUGUAUAUGUUGCCUGACUGGCCAUCAAGAUGAAUCAUUUUGAGCACCUUACCCAACUUCGGACUUUCGUUUUGCCAUCCUUUGCCUAGUGUGAUACCAUGUCAUUCCUUGUACUGCCUGGUGCUACAAGGCAGACGUUUUCUAAAUGGUAUUGGUGUUUAAAAAUAAAAGUAUUUGCAAUUAUUAUAGAAUUCAAAUGCAGGGUAAGGCAUGGAAUGCUCUGAGUGUCCUAUCCAGCUACAGCAACAGUAUAUGGAAAGCCCUGCUCUGGUGCAAUCGAAGCCCAGACCCAUCCCUGCUUAUUAGUUACCGAAACUGGAUGUUAUCACAGCACAACAGAUAUUUCUAGAUCUCCUAGUCGUUUUUAUUUUACCCGCUCUAUUCGUUUAAUUUUGUCUUCUUGUUUUUUGAUUUUGUUUAGUUUAACAUGUCUCUGAGGGCAGUAAGCUGUCCAGGGGGGUGGGCGUUUGUUACCCACAUUUCAAGAUACAUUAAAAGGAGAUGUAUUGUACUCAUGGCUUAUUACAUGGAGCAGAUACAUUUAUUUGCACUGUUCAAGUGACACAAGGAGGUGAAAAAUUCAU
Pelobates fuscus (common spadefoot toad) is the source of this 2630-nucleotide messenger RNA. RefSeq names its product homologous recombination factor with OB-fold (gene HROB). The transcript is spliced from 10 exons. Gene Ontology annotation, biological process: recombinational repair. Lineage: Eukaryota; Metazoa; Chordata; Amphibia; Anura; Pelobatidae. The record is from RefSeq and is a predicted model, not a curated record. Bases 101 to 1762 code for a protein of 553 amino acids.